This is a messenger RNA of Penicillium manginii, 810 nucleotides long. RefSeq lists its product as uncharacterized. The record is from RefSeq and is a predicted model, not a curated record. NCBI's taxonomy places the organism in Eukaryota, Fungi, Ascomycota, Eurotiomycetes, Eurotiales, Aspergillaceae. Bases 1 to 810 code for a protein of 269 amino acids. The transcript has 2 exons.
AUGGCUUUCCAGAAGAUGUCGAAUAUGUUCAGCGGAUUCCUGAAACGAGACUCCUCUGAGAUUCCUGGUGUAUGUUACGAGGAUUGCAACGGUGCUUAUGCGGCAGCCCAAGCCGCCGGAAAAACCCCAGCUCUGUGCAAGUCAAAUUCCGUUUUCAUGCUGGAUUUACAGAAAUGCAAUGAAUGCGUUGAUAACUAUUCCCCGACUGGAUUUAAUUCCACCUUGCUGGGCCAGCUUUCGGAAUUCCAACAAUUUUUAGACUACUGCAACACGACUCUCACCAGCAGUAGCGAGCAAUCACAAGUACAAAGCCUCCUCGCGAAAGAAUCGGAUUUGCUCGCUUCCGCACAAUCCCUAAGUGCGCAGAUUGCUUCUCUGGGAAUUACGACCUCGGCAAGCGCGACACAAUCCAGUACUCUCCUGACAACAAAAUCGGGCUCGCAAGGGGUAGUUACUGUUUAUGCUACACAAACGGGAACAGGCUCAGGCGGUGGUGCAGGUAGCAGCAGCCACUCUAGUGCUGCUGUUAUUGCUCCCGCUGUUGUGGUUCCUGUAGUAGGUGUUGCAGUUAUUGUAGUUCUGGGAUUCUUCUUUGUGCGUCGCCGACGGCUUCGAAAGGUCAAGGAUAUUAGUCCUGAUAACCAACCACCCAUUGAUGAUAAACCCCAAUUACAUUCGGAUGAAUUUCGACCAGAGCUUGAAGGAUCAGAUCGUGCAUUCAAGACACAUCAUGAGCUUGGACAGUCAUCUCCCCCGGCUGAGUUACCUGUACAAGAAGAGGUGGCUCGUGAAAUGGAUGGACGGGGCUAG